Messenger RNA from Aspergillus affinis, 1623 nucleotides. Its product is annotated as putative GABA permease. The record is from RefSeq and is a predicted model, not a curated record. Gene Ontology annotation, cellular component: membrane. The coding region runs from base 1 to 1623 and encodes 540 amino acids. Lineage: Eukaryota; Fungi; Ascomycota; Eurotiomycetes; Eurotiales; Aspergillaceae. The transcript has 8 exons. Gene Ontology annotation, biological process: transmembrane transport. Gene Ontology annotation, molecular function: transmembrane transporter activity.
AUGGCCUCGUAUGAAUUGAAAGGGCCAUCCGUGAGUCGGGAGGUGCCAGCGUUCGGGUCUAAGGAUCGCGACCAUCACGAGUUAGUUCGCCUAGGGAAGAAGCCCGUGUUAAAGCGAACCUUUGGGAUUCUAUCUAUUCUCGGCUUCAGCUGCACUAUUCUUGCCACAUGGGAGGGUCUUCUAGGGACGUUCACAAUUCCUCUACAGAAUGGCGGAUCGGCUGGGGCAGUGUACUCUUACAUUCUCGUUUGGAUCGGAACAGCAUGCUGUUUCGUCAUCAUUGCAGAGAUGGCCUCGAUGGCUCCAACAUCAGGCGGUCAAUACCACUGGUGUGCCAUGUUAGCCCCGGCACACAUGAUGAAGUUCCUGAGUUACAUGACGGGAUGGCUUACCGUCAUCGGUUGGCAGGCAGCCUUUGCUUCGGCAUCGUAUCUUUGUGGCACCGAGAUCCAAGGGGUGGCUAUCAUGGCUUAUGAAAAGUACAGUCCGGAGGCAUGGCACGGCACAUUAAUUCUUUGGGCAGCGGUGGCAUUGGCUUUGGGAAUCAAUCUUGCCGGAGGAAAGCUUCUGCCCCGACUGGAGACCUUAGUACUCGUCGUUCACAUCCUGGGAUUCUUCGGGGUGCUGAUCCCUUUGACGUACAUGGCUGAUCACAAAUCGGCAAGAGAAGUCUUCAAAGAGUUCUCUAACGGAGGGAAUCUCCCGGCGGAUGGCAUAUCAUUCUUCGUUGGCAUGACGGGCUGUGUUUUCUCGUUUGCCGGUGGUGAUGCAGCGGUCCAUAUGGCCGAGGAAGUCAGCAACGCUUCGGUUGUCAUCCCCAGGGCUAUUCUUCUAAGCGUGCUCAUCAACGGCACGCUAGGAUUCAGCAUGUUGCUUGCCAUGUUGUUCUGCAUGGGGGACGUGGAGAGUGCCCUAGCGUCUACUACGGGCUUCCCGUUCAUGGAAAUCUUCUACCAAGCCACGGAUUCGGUCUCGGGGGCGGUUGGCAUGUCCUCGAUACUCUUGAUUAUCGCCGUCUGUUCAGUGAUCGGCAUGCUGGCGGCCACUUCGCGGCAGUUCUGGUCCUUCGCCCGGGACCGUGGCAUUCCCGGGUGGCGUAUUUGGAGUCGGGUAUCGACAAAAACCUGCCUUCCCACCUACUCGAUUCUCUUAACUAUGACGGUCUGCUCACUGUUAGGCCUAAUCAACAUCGGCUCUGCGGUCGCGCUCAACGGCGUUCUCUCCAUGGCCGUAUCAGGCCUCUACCUUUCCUAUCUCACCGUCGGAUCUCUUCUGCUCUACCGCCGCUGUACGAGUGCUAUCGCCAGAGUCAACGACUCGGCCGAUGAGACCGUGAAUGUGCCCGGCGCCAAGCUCGUCUGGGGUCCCUUCCAUGUGCCGGGGGUUCUCGGCGUUCUAAUCAACACAUUCGCAGUCAUCUAUAUGAUCAUCGUUGUUUUUUUCAGUUUUUGGCCGACCGAGAUUCCUGUCAACAAGGAGAACAUGAACUUCAGUGUGGUCGGAACGGUCGGUGUGGUCAUUCUGGCCAUCCUUUACUAUGUUUUGCGAGCAAGGAAGGUCUACCAGGGCCCGGUCAUGGAGGUGGCUCUGACAUCGGCAUCUGGAGUCUGGAGCUCGAUGUGA